AUGUGCAGCUCUCUGAAUCCCAAGCAGGUAAUUGGCCCAGACCUGACGGACAUGCAGCAGUACAACCAAUGGCUGACCAGCCGCCACGAAGCCAGCCUUCUGCCAUUGAAGGAAGACCUGGCCCUGUGGCUCACCAACAUGCUGGGUCUGGAGAUCACAGCAGAGAACUUCAUGGUGCGUUUGGACAACGGCUUCCUGCUGUGUCAGCUGGCUGAAACGCUACAGGAGAAGUUCAAGCAGAACCAGACCAAGAACCACGGAGAGGUGCCUGGCGCCGGCCACGGAAAGAGCUGCUGGUGUGGGUCUGUUACAGAGCUGGUGAUGCUGGUGUGGGUCUGUUACAGAGCUGCUGUUCUUCACAAGCAGCCACGGGAAGUGUGUCUGUGUCUCCUCCAACUAGGAAGGAUAGCAUCUCGGUACAACGUGGAGCCUCCUUGGCUUAUCAAGCUAGAGAAGGAGAUAGAACAGGAGGAGAUGGCACCUCUACCUUCACCUGUCUCCCUCUCUCCAUCCCCCUCUCCUACCAAGUGCUCCUCAUCUAGCCAGAAGAGCACAGGGAAGCUGUUGGAUGAUGCAGUGAAGCAUAUCUCAGAGGACCCUCCCUGCAAGUGUCCCAAUAAGUUCUGUGUGGAGAGACAGGCCCAGGGCCGCUACCGCGUUGGAGAGAAGAUGCUAUUCAUCAGGAUGUCGGCCACAGCAGUGAUCAGUGCUUGA
Molecule: messenger RNA, 714 nt
Organism: Salvelinus namaycush (lake trout)
Lineage: Eukaryota; Metazoa; Chordata; Actinopteri; Salmoniformes; Salmonidae
Product: growth arrest-specific protein 2-like
Exons: 7
Coding region: 1-714 (237 amino acids)
Biological process (GO): actin crosslink formation
Cellular component (GO): actin filament
Molecular function (GO): actin filament binding; microtubule binding; cytoskeletal adaptor activity
Source: RefSeq, a predicted model, not a curated record